AUGUGCAAUCGCUCAAUCAAGAAAUCUAGGGCAUAUAGCCUGAUUAGUUCACCAAAAUCCGGCGGAGGGGAGGAGCUCUCUGUGGAGGAGCGCAACCUGCUGUCCGUCGCCUACAAGAACGUCAUCGGCGCCCGCAGGGCCUCGUGGCGGAUCAUCUCCUCCAUCGAGCAGAAGGAGGAGGGCCGCGGGAACGAGGCGCACGCCGCCUCCAUCCGCGCCUACCGCUCCAAGAUCGAGACCGAGCUCGCCCGCAUCUGCGACGGCAUCCUCGCCCUGCUCGACUCCCACCUCGUCCCAUCCGCCGGCGGCGCCGAGUCCAAGGUCUUCUACAUCAAGAUGAAGGGUGACUACCACAGGUACCUUGCUGAGUUCAAGUCUGGUGCAGAGAGGAAGGAUGCUGCGGAGAGCACCAUGAAUGCCUACAAAGCUGCUCAGGACAUUGCUCUUGCAGAUCUGGCUCCAACCCACCCCAUCAGGCUUGGCCUUGCUCUCAACUUCUCAGUGUUCUACUACAAGAUCCUGAACUCCCCUGAUCGUGCCUGCAACCUUGCAAAACAGGUUUGCUUCUUCUCCUUCUAUCCCCCCUUUGUGAUUUGCUUUCAUUUUGAGACCCUUUGUGAUUUGUUUUAAUUUUGAGACAUGAUGUCUCCUAGAUUGUGUGUAGCUUCUGGGCAACGGAUUGAGUGUGCAUAAACAGCUCCUGUCUCCAUCAGCUUAUGUAGGGGUUUGGUUGAUUCAA
Molecule: messenger RNA, 739 nt
Organism: Zea mays
Lineage: Eukaryota; Viridiplantae; Streptophyta; Magnoliopsida; Poales; Poaceae
Product: 14-3-3-like protein GF14-D
Exons: 3
Coding region: 1-630 (209 amino acids)
Source: RefSeq, a predicted model, not a curated record